Hirundo rustica (Barn swallow) is the source of this 5639-nucleotide messenger RNA. It is a transcript of the gene ST3GAL3, whose product is annotated as ST3 beta-galactoside alpha-2,3-sialyltransferase 3. The coding region runs from base 262 to 1521 and encodes 419 amino acids. The transcript has 13 exons. The record is from RefSeq and is a predicted model, not a curated record. NCBI's taxonomy places the organism in Eukaryota, Metazoa, Chordata, Aves, Passeriformes, Hirundinidae. Gene Ontology annotation, molecular function: sialyltransferase activity.
AGGCCCCGGCGGCCGGGGCCGUGCUGGGCUCGGUUGUCUGAAGCGGGCAGGAGCGGGGCUGAUGCUCUGUCACAACGUGGCGGUGACCCCCCCGCCUCCCCGGAGCGGCACUGACCCUUGUGACGGCCAGAACAAGCGGCUGUCCGGGGCGGUUCUUGUUUCACCGGUCUGCUUUGGGGAACGCGUGUGUUUUACCCUGUGGAGAGCGCGGCUUGGGAUCUGUGCGUUAUGGUUAUGUAGAAGAGCAGAUUUAAUGUGAAGAUGGGACUCUUGGUGUUUAUGCGUAACCUGCUGCUAGCCCUCUGCCUCUUUCUGGUACUGGGAUUUCUGUACUAUUCUGCUUGGAAGUUGCACCUUCUCAGAUGGGAGGAUUCAAAUUCAGUGGUUCUUUCCUUUGACUCCGUUGGACAUACAAUAGGCUCAGGAAGGAGAGAGAGAAAAACUGUGGCUAUUGUGCUUCCGCUGUCCAUCCCAUCUCACCUUGCUCCAGACCCAGGAAAAGACAGAGCCCAGAAAGAACCCACAGAAACCAUGGCAGCUCCAGGUCCAGCCAUUCCCAAAUAUGACAAACUGGGCUUUCUCCUGAAUCUGGACUCAAAAUUGCCUCCAGAACUGGCAUCAAAGUAUGCCAAUUUCUCUGAGGGAGUGUGCAAGCCUGGCUAUGCAUCAGCGCUCAUGACUGUCAUCUUCCCAAAGUUCUCGAAGCCGGCACCAAUGUUCUUGGAUGAUUCCUUCAGGAAAUGGGCACGUAUCAGGGACUUUGUACCCCCCUUUGGAAUUAAAGGACAAGAUAAUCUGAUCAAAGCCAUCCUGUCAGCAACCAAAGAUUAUCGUCUAACUCCAGCUCUUGACAGUCUCAGCUGCCGGCGAUGUAUUAUUGUGGGAAAUGGUGGAGUACUUGCAAAUAAGUCAUUAGGGUUAAAAAUUGAUGACUACGAUGUUGUCGUCAGGCUGAACUCGGCUCCGGUGAAGGGCUUUGAAAAAGAUGUGGGUGGCAAGACAACACUCCGGAUCACAUAUCCUGAAGGUGCAAUCCAGAAAAUGGAGCAGUAUGAGAAGGAUUCCCUGUUUGUUCUGGCAGGAUUCAAAUGGCAGGAUUUCAAGUGGCUGAAAUACAUUGUUUACAAGGAGAAAGUGAGUGCCUCUGAUGGCUUUUGGAAGUCAGUGGCAACCCGCGUCCCAAGGGAACCUCAUGAGAUACGUAUCCUGAAUCCCUACUUCAUCCAGGAGGCAGCUUUCAGCUUCAUUGGACUGCCUUUCAACAACGGCCUGAUGGGCAGAGGGAACAUCCCCACCUUGGGAAGCGUAGCAAUAACCAUGGCGCUGCACAACUGUGAUGAGGUGGCGGUAGCUGGGUUUGGCUAUGACAUGAGUUCACCCAAUGCACCGCUGCACUACUAUGAGAACAUCAAGAUGUCUGCCAUCAAAGAGUCCUGGACGCACAACAUCCAGCGGGAGAAGGAAUUUCUGAGAAAGCUGGUGAAAGCCCGAGUCAUCACUGACCUAACCAGUGGGAUUUGAGUGGCUGCAGCCACAGCGUCCAAGGGAGGAGAUGAAGACACGCUGCAACUCUGGGAGCAGGCACUGGCAGCCCCCUGCAAGAAUCCCACCUCACUGAAGAUACACAGAGAUGCCCAGGUGCUCUGGGAGGACCCUCUUGCCAGUCUGUACGAGGGUUACAUCUCCCACCUCCAGGCCUAGCUAGACCUGGCAGGAGGUGGGCAAGGGGCUGAGUGGACAGUUCUUGAACUUUGCAUCGCAGACAGAUCUUCUGCAUCCUGAAUUAGACAGGAAAGACUCAGGAGAGAGAAGGUUUGUGAAUAAAAUUAUUAGUGCCAAAUGGGAGGUGAUGCUGCCCCAAGGCAGCAAAGCCUGAAUGUACAAAGUAUUAUUUUUUAAAAGACUCUUCUGGAACCAUACUAGAAAUACCAAGGUACAAGGCAAAGUCUGCUUGUGCACAGCCCUGCGAAAAACCUGGCCUCUUUAUGCUCUAUCUGCGUUGUCACCGGCCUCGGACCUUUCCCCAGGAAAACAAAUCCAUCCAAAACUUCAGUGUCAUUGGUGCUGCUACAAUUCAAAGGGAGAAUAAUCGCUUCCUCUUAUUCUCCACUUGGAACUUCUGGAUGGAGAUGAGCAUGGGUUUGUUUUUCUGCAUUUUUCCUCCACUUCCUCCACAGAGGCAGCAACAGCAGCAGCCACUGUGUUUUUCAUGGCCAUUUGCUCUGCCUCUGCCCUGAACUCGAGGUGGAGCAGGGAGCCGGGGCUUUCUCCACCUCCAGUAGACCCUCCCCACCUUCCUGCCUGUCACGAUGCAGAGGAGCCUGCCCCGUUGUGCUCAAGGCUUUCAGGUCUCUUGGUUUGUGCCUGCGGUGCAGGGCCUCCAUGGAGUCCGUGCAGACUGGUGUCACUGUUUCUGGACAGCAUCUCGCUUUGGUUUUGUGUGGGAGGGGAGUAAUUUAUUCUUUGGAAGGAGGUCAGAUUUUGAGCAGAGAUCUCAAGCUUUACAGUUUGAGAGCAGACUGCUGAAGACGUUUGUUUUACGUUCCAGACUCGAUCAUGUUCCCUAUUUAAGCGACGUGUGACCUCAGUGGUGAUGGAACCUGAUGGGAACUCUCACCCUCUGCUCGGCCCCUGCUCACUCCAUUUCCAAGCUCCUCCUGUGCUGCUCUAGCACUGCUGCUCCUCCUGCUCUCAGGAGCACGUCCUCCCUUUGCCGUCCCAAGAUGCACUAUUUGCACAUUUGAUUUGUAUACGUGUUUCAGAGGAGCUGGAAUAAACUGAUCAACGUGGCCAAGUGCGAGGGCAGCGGGGUGGUCCCGUGCACCUGAAGAGCAUGGGCAGAAGGGAGAGUGCCAGGGGAACGAACGGUUACACGUGGAAAGUGGCUCCUGUGCUCUGCUAGCCUGGAGCAGUACUGUCCCAGUCAGGGGUGUCAAGGCACUGGCACACAGCCAGCCGGUGCUGGGGUCAGUGGAGGGGGAUCCCAGAGGGGUGUGGGUUGGGCUCAUGGUCCUGGCACUGUGUCUGACAUAGUCCCAGGAUUGCAGUCUGCCUCACUCUGGACUGAAGGGAGCAUGACCCUGGCAUGGGCAAGGAAUGCUCAGAGCAAGGCUCGUGUGGCUCCUCUAGACCAACUCUGCACCCACGGACUUGCAGGGACUGUGGCUUUGGACCUGAGACCCUCAGGGGGGUGUGCAGGAGGGGCAGGCAGUGGGGCAGACAAGCAAACUGUACAGAAUGGUUUGAAACCAGGCUGCAGACAGAGGCAGCUCCCAGGACACAACACUAAGUGCUGCUUACAGACCAGUGUGGGAUUCAUCCCUCGGGAGCCUCUCCUGCCUGCUGUGCCUGUAGCCAAGGAGCUUGCUCAGGGGCAAGUCCUGCCCAGCUUCUUGUUGUGGCUGCUGUUUCCCUUGUCAUCUGGGAGCAGCUCAAAGAUCCUGCUGCUUCUGGGCUGCAGAAGGCAUGCUGAGAGGCUCUCCUUCCCUUUACCCUUCCCAUGUCCCACCCCCACUGCUCUGGCCUCCCAGCCAGGCAGUCCCUGUUCCCUCAGGGACAUGCCUCCUGUCAGGAUGUUCUGUGAGGUUUCCAGCAGGUUUUGGAGCAUAUGCUAUGGCAGAAACUCCUCUGAAGUAUCUCCCAGUUUAUUUUUUGUUCUCGAGGAGUCUGUGGGACUGGAUUUCCAGGGCUCUCAGCAGGCAGCACUCCCUUUGCAGUUCCUGGGUGUCGGCCUGGACUUGGGACCAUCUGCUGAGUCCCAGCCACGCUGGCAGUGGGAAUGCUUGGUCUGGAUCUGGCUGAGGUUGUGGCUGGGGAAGGGUUGGCACCAACUCUCUGUCUUGAUGCUUUAACCAGCUGCCAUGAAAGCCCUAGGGCUGUAUCCAUGGGCUGCAGUCAGCUGAGAUGGAAGAGUGGGCAGCUGCAUCCAGAAGGAGGAGGGAAGAGCCUUUGGUGUCUGUGCUGGGCCCCUCUCCACCCGCUGGGGGAAGGACCCCCACAGAGGAUUGUGAUGGCAUUAAUUUGAUUAAGACUGGUUUAUUGAACACUACAAAGCUACAGGGCACUUUUAUCUUCCAACUCACUGGCUCCAGGUCCAAGGACACAGCAUGGCCACCUCUCAGCCUUCCCUGUCAUCCCAGCUGUCCACCACUGCCAUGAACAAGUCCUGAUGGGAAGUUGACCCUACAGACCAGGGAGAUGACACCAAGCCCUUCCCUCCACCUUGAGAGGGGUCUCCAGGCAAAAGAGUCCAAGUUGAAUAGUUGGGUGCAUGGCCCAGAGUGACUGUGGUGGGUCAGGACCACCUGCAUGUAGAAGGAAAGAGUGUUUAGGGACCAAGACUCUCCUCUAGCUCACUGUCACCACAGAGCAGCCCAUGGCCGGGUGGUGGAGCUCCAGCUCCAGGAGCAGUGCACAGCCCUGGGUUUUGCUCCUGGGUGCCGUUCUUUUGGCUGCCUCCCCACCAGGUGCACCUGCAGCCACCUCCUGCCCUUGAAAUGCUGCAGUCCCGGCAGCUCGGAGCGGUGCACACGGGUCAGAGCAGGGUCAGUGGGACGGAUGUGAGUCUUGGCCUCUCCCUCACAGUGACUCACCUUGUCAGAUUGGAAGGGAGAGCCCAGGGGAAUUCUCCACAGCCUAAAUAUAGAGCGGGGUUGCCUGGUGCCCUGAUGCGCUGCGGUGCAGAAAGGCCACUCAGGUGGCAGGAACCUGCCUGGAGAUGGCCCAGGGAAACACAGGGAGAUCAGAGGCCAGUGACCACAGUGAGUUUUGCUCCAACUGGUGCAGAGAGCAGGUCUGGGGGGCUGCAGAGCAGCCUGCACGUGCUGCUCUGGAGCACAGGAGCUGCCAGAGAGCUGCUGCUGCUGUGCUGUCCACACCAUGGGCUGCUUGUGCAUUUGUAGCAGUGCCCACCGCACUGGCACUGGGCUCCCACCAGCAGCUCACCCUGUUAGGCCUGGCCGUGCUGUGGCCAUGCUCAAGCUCACACGUGCCAAAUGUAAGCACCAUGGCCAGGUAGCAUGAGGCAGCGGUGGAAUCCAGCCCAGCAUUCCUCAACCCAGCAUCUCUGGGCUUCCAGUGUCUGCUUCCUUGGAGGGAGACGUGGAGAGGCCCUGCCCAGCCAUGCUGUGCUACCCCUCGGUGUGAGUGCUGCUGGCGGUGGGGGAAGGUGGCAGGAGGGGGGCAUAUGUGUCAAAUGGGGGCAGUUGGGUUGGGCGUGGGCAGAACCGGGCACGGGCAAGGGCUUCCAGAGUGUUUGGCAGGGAGGCAGCCACCAGGCUGAGCUCCCCAGGCACCAGCACAGCGUGUGCUCUCGGUCUGAGCGUGUGUCACUCGCAGUAUUGAGACGUGUCCUUCAGUGCAGGAGCCCCUUUGGGGCCGCUGCCCAGCCCCUCUGGGCUCUGGCUCCUUGCACAGCCUGCACAGGGUCUCGGAAAGGCCAGUGCAUUCGCUGGUACUGUACCAAGCCAAGAUGCAAGAACUCAAUGAGUUUUUAAAAUUAGUUUUAGUUUCUGCAUUUUUUUUUUUUUUUUUUAAUUUCCCCUGUAGGCAGGGAGGGUAAGAGUCUUGCAGGCUCCUCCAAGCCGGCUUAUGUCACAUCAAUUCUGUCAUAUCAAAGAAGCAAUAAAGCUAUCAAACAA